CAGAUUAUGGACUCGAUUAAAGAAGCUGCCGAUGUUAAUGUCGAGCUACUACAUCGCUAUCAAAAAGAAAUGAGAUUAAGGAAGAAAUACCAUAAUGAAUUAGUUGAAUUAAAGGGUAAUAUUCGUGUUAUGUGUCGUAUUCGACCCGCAAUUGACCAAGAUGGUCCUGAACCCGAAAACAUUAUCAGCUUUGACAAAACUGAUGAUAGUAUAAUCAAUGUCGCCUACCGUGGUAGUAAGAAAAUAUUUGAACUAGAUCAUAUCUUCAAACCAAAUGCAACUCAAGUUGAGGUAUUCCAUGAGGUUGGCAAUCUUAUUACGUCUUGCGUAGAUGGCUUUAAUGUGUGUAUAUUCGCCUACGGCCAAACUGGAAGUGGUAAAACCUAUACAAUGGAGGGUCCACCUGAUGAUCAUGGAAUCUAUCAACGUUCUCUAUUAAAAAUAUUUCAUGAAAUUGAAGAGCGAAAACCACAUUGGAACUAUCAAGUCUUUGUUUCACUAACACAAAUCUAUAAUGAAUCAUUACAUGAUUUACUUGGCAAAGAUCCGAUGGCAAAAUUAGACAUAAAGCAAAAAAAGGAUGGUAGUGGUCUUUACGUUCCCAACCUUAACAUUGUUGAAGUUAAAUGUGUAAAAGAUGUUAAUAAUAUACUUGAAGAAGGAGGCCGUAAUAGGACAACAGCGGCUACCCAAGCUAACGUAGUAUCUUCACGUAGCCACGCACUUUUAUGCGUAGAAGUUAUUGGUACCAAUGCUAAUAAUACUGCAACUUCACAAGGCAAACUAAAUCUUAUAGAUCUUGCUGGAAGUGAAAGAGUAUCAAAAAGCGGUGCUGAUGGAGAACGUUUGAAAGAGGCACAAUAUAUUAACAAGUCAUUAUCGGCUUUAGGAGACGUAAUUCAUGCUCUUAGAAACAAAAUAGCUCACAUUCCAUUUAGAAAUUCGAAAUUGACCUAUUUGUUGAAAGAUUCAUUAAGUGGUAAUAGUAAAACAUUAAUGAUGGUACAAGCGUCUCCAGCAGAGAAAAAUGCAAGUGAAACAAUGUGUUCUUUAAGUUUUGCACAAAGAUUAAGAACGAUUGCAUUAGGAGCUGCACAAAAAAAGACAGAAUCGAUAGUAGACGUAAGUAUUAAACAAAAUAAAAAUGCUUAUUAUAGGUGA
Molecule: messenger RNA, 1161 nt
Organism: Trichoplax adhaerens
Lineage: Eukaryota; Metazoa; Placozoa; Uniplacotomia; Trichoplacea; Trichoplacidae
Exons: 6
Biological process (GO): microtubule-based movement
Molecular function (GO): ATP binding; microtubule motor activity; microtubule binding
Source: RefSeq, a predicted model, not a curated record